Molecule: messenger RNA, 1898 nt
Organism: Pipistrellus kuhlii (Kuhl's pipistrelle)
Lineage: Eukaryota; Metazoa; Chordata; Mammalia; Chiroptera; Vespertilionidae
Gene: SSB
Product: small RNA binding exonuclease protection factor La
Exons: 12
Coding region: 149-1363 (404 amino acids)
Biological process (GO): RNA processing; positive regulation of translation
Cellular component (GO): nucleus; cytoplasmic stress granule; cytosol
Molecular function (GO): RNA binding
Source: RefSeq, a predicted model, not a curated record
CCGCGCGGCCGCGGCCACUCGCACCGGGCGCAAGGGCUGCCGGGACAGCCCCCAUCUUCUUUGCGCGCGCGUUAGAAGCGGCGAGCGAGGCGUUCUCAGCGAUCCUGUAGCCCGGCUCUGCGGGACCGGCACCUUCUAGGUAGCCACAAUGGCUGAAAAUGGUGAUGAAAAAAUGGCUGCCCUGGAGGCCAAAAUCUGUCAUCAAAUUGAGUAUUAUUUUGGCGAUUUCAAUUUGCCACGGGACAAAUUUUUAAAGGAACAAAUCAAACUGGAUGAAGGCUGGGUACCUUUGGAAAUAAUGAUAAAAUUUAAUAGGUUAAACCGUCUAACAACAGACUUUAAUGUAAUAGUAGAAGCAUUGAGCAAAUCAAAGGCAGAACUCAUGGAAAUAAGUGAAGAUAAAACCAAAAUCAGAAGAUCUCCAAAUAAACCCCUCCCUGAAGUGACUGAUGAGUAUAAAAAUGAUGUAAAAAACAGAUCUGUUUAUAUUAAAGGCUUCCCUACUGAUGCAACCCUUGAUGACAUAAAAGAAUGGUUAGAAGAUAAAGGUCAAGUACUAAAUAUUCAGAUGAGAAGAACAUUGCAUAAAGCAUUUAAGGGAUCAAUAUUUGCUGUGUUUGAUAGCAUUGAAUCUGCUAAAAAGUUUGUGGAGACCCCUGGACAAAAAUACAAAGACACAGAUCUGCUAAUACUUUUCAAGGAAGAUUACUUUGCAAAGAAAAAUGAAGAAAGAAAGCAAAAUAAAGUGGAAGCUAAAUUACGAGCUAAAAAAGAGCAAGAAGAAAAACGAAAGUUAGCAGAAAGUGCUGAAUUAAAAUCUCUAGAAGAAAAGAUUGGCUGCUUGUUGAAAUUUUCAGGGGACCUAGAUGAUCAGACCUGUAGAGAAGAUUUGCACAUCAUUUUCUCAAAUCAUGGUGAAAUAAAAUGGAUAGACUUUGUCAGAGGAGCAAAAGAGGGAAUAAUUCUAUUUAAAGAGAAAGCUAAGGAAGCACUGGAUAAAGCCAAAGAUGCAAAUAAUGGUAACCUUCAAUUAAGGAACAAAGAGGUGACAUGGGAAGUACUAGAUGGAGAUGUGGAAAAAGAAGCAUUGAAAAAAAUCAUGGAUGACCAACAAGAAUCCCUAAACAAAUGGAAGUCAAAAGGUCGAAGAUUUAAAGGAAAAGGAAAGGGAAAUAAAGUUGCCCAGACUGGGUCUGCUAAAGGAAAAGUACAGUUCCAGGGCAAGAAAACUAAAUUUGAUAGUGAUGGUGAACAUGAUGAAAAUGAUGCAUCUGGACCAGUAAAAAGAGCAAGAGAAGAAACAGACAAAGAAGAACCUGCAUCAAAACAGCAGAAAACAGAAAAUGGUGCCGGAGACCAGUAGUUUAGUAAACGAAUUUUGUAUUCAUUUUAAUUAGGUUUUCAGCUGCGUUUGUCUUUGGAUGCUUUUAAAAAGAAAACCGAAUUAGGUCCACUUCAAUGUCUACCUGUAAGAAAGAAAAAUUUUUAUUGUUUAGCUUGUCUUUUUUGUUAUUCAAAUGAGGAUUUUUUUUUAAUGUACAGUUAUAUGUUAUUCAGAUGAUUCAAAUAUCAAAAGAAAGAUUCUUGUACUAAAUUGCCUUUGUAAUAUGAGAAUGUAUUAGUACAAAUGAAUAAAAUAUAUACUAUAUAAAAAGAACGAAAACUUAAGUUUAUUUUUUCUUUUUUUUUGCCCAAAGUAUUUGAGAAAUGAUUUAUCUUAAACCAGAAUAUUGGCUGUUGAUUAUAGGCUAUUCCAUAAUCUGUCUCCCAGGCUGGCUUUCUUGUAUUUACUCAGGCAACUUGAUAAUAUAAGAAUUACUUACUGUAAAGUUUAAGAGACUUACUGAUUUCUUUUUAUGAAAUUUGUAUGAUGCUGGCAGGUCAUAUCUCAGCUCUAU